CUUUCUCCCCCUCAAGGUGCCUCGUUGGGACCUGCACUGUCCUUACAGCAGCUCGAAAUGUCCACCAUCCUCCCUCUCGAGCUCGUCGACCGCGCAACAGGUUCCCAGGUCUGGGUCAUUAUGAAGACCGAGCGCGAGUUCACGGGCACCCUCGUCGGCUUUGACGACUACGUCAACAUGGUCCUCGAGGACGUCACCGAGUACGAGAACACGCCUCAAGGCCGGAAAACGACCAAGCUCGGCCAGACCCUCCUCAACGGCAACAAUAUCGCCAUGAUCGUCCCAGGCCGUGGUCCGGAAGACGAUGCAUGAGCGGCGACGACCUGUCGACGAGCGAGGUCGCGAGGGUGGUCGAAGAAGGAGUGUAACGCUAGCCCCGCCCUCGUCGAGGGCAGGAUGUACUCGUCUCCCAUGCCUGCGU
Molecule: messenger RNA, 421 nt
Organism: Rhodotorula graminis WP1
Lineage: Eukaryota; Fungi; Basidiomycota; Microbotryomycetes; Sporidiobolales; Sporidiobolaceae
Exons: 4
Coding region: 58-312 (84 amino acids)
Biological process (GO): mRNA splicing, via spliceosome
Cellular component (GO): U4/U6 x U5 tri-snRNP complex; U6 snRNP; Lsm1-7-Pat1 complex
Molecular function (GO): RNA binding
Source: RefSeq, a predicted model, not a curated record